GGACUGUCGCUGGAGUCGUGUCUUUCCUGUUUACGGGCGGGAAGAGCGAAAGAAACUGAAGCUCGGUCUGUUCUGCACCGUUAUGCUGUGAUAUUCAGCGCGCAGUUGUUUUUAUUUAGAACAUAGCUUAUCCGUUUACAUUAUUUAUGACAGACGCAAUUUCAGGUGACCUGGAUAUAUAUCUGAAUUGGGCUGUGGAGUAAAGUUGAAAGGAAUUUGAAGAGGAAAUAGAUGGAGGACCCUGCAGAUUCCGGCGGUGGCGGUGCAGCAGAGGGCCCCAUGGUGCAAGUGGCAGAGAUCUGCUGUCCUGUCGGUGCACGUCCUCUGCGGUUGCUUGAGUGGAAAGUCAAACCCGGGUCACUCGUCAAUGUCGAUUCUGUUCUUGCGAUAUGUGCUCCUAUUCCGCUGGAAAAGGAGUCCGGCACCGAUGCACUAGAGCAGCAGAAAAGACUGCCAGAAAAGAAGCUGAAAUCAAACCGUGCUGGAGUUGUCAAGGAGCUCUGCUGUCAACUUGGGCAAGUCAUAUCGCCAGGUGGUGUCAUCAUCAGAAUAGAAGAAUGCAGCCAUCCCAUAGUGAUGAAGGGGCUGUGCGCUGAAUGUGGACAGGAUCUAACACAGCUACAGAACAAGAAUGGGAAGCAGCAAGCGCACAUCUCCACGGCAACCGUCUCUAUGGUGCACAGUGUGCCUGAGUUGAUGGUCAGCUCAGAGCAAGCAGAGCAGCUGGGUAGAGAGGACCAGCAGCGGCUGCACAGGAACAAGAAGCUGGUUCUGAUGGUGGAUCUGGACCAGACGUUGAUCCACACCACCGAACAGCACUGCCAGCGAAUGUCCAACAAGGGAAUCUUCCACUUCCAGCUGGGGCGCGGAGAGCCCAUGUUACACACCCGACUGCGGCCGCACUGCAAGGACUUCCUGGAAAAAAUAGCCAAGCUCUAUGAGUUGCACGUCUUCACUUUUGGGAGUCGCCUGUACGCACAUACCAUUGCAGGUUUUUUGGACCCAGAAAAGAAACUAUUUUCACACCGCAUUCUCUCGAGAGACGAGUGCAUCGACCCCUACUCCAAGACGGGGAACCUUAGGAACCUUUUCCCUUGCGGCGACUCCAUGGUCUGCAUCAUUGACGACCGCGAGGACGUGUGGAAGUUCGCGCCCAACCUCAUCACGGUGAAGAAGUACAUCUACUUCCAGGGCACAGGGGACAUCAACGCCCCUCCAGGGUCACGAGAGGCACAGAUGGCAAGAAAAGGUGGAGGCCAGGCCAGCAAGGCAGCAGAGAGCUCGGGGACGACAACAGCGACGGCGGGAACGUCGGCAGCAGAGGAGCACAACAACGGCCUCAGGAAACGGGGGAAGGACUGCAACAAUGGCGGCAGGGAGGAGUCGGCCGCACCCCCAACCACUCAGGAAACACCCGCCAACCAACGGACUCGGCCGGAGGAGUCUGCAGAGGGCGGGCAGGGGAGUGACGUGGCACAGGGGAGUGACGUGGCACAGGGGAGUGACGUGGCACAGGGGAGUGACGUGGCACAGGGGAGUGACGUGGCACAGGGGAGUGACGUGGCACAGGGGAGUGACGUGGCACAGGUAAGCGACAGCACGAAUGUGAAAGGAGAGGACGGCAGCAGGACUUUAGGAACCGGGGAAACCGCACAAGCCUCCGAUCCAGGACCGGAGGCCAACAACCUGGACUUUGACCUCUCCAGCGACAGCGACUCCACCAGGGACAAGCCCCCCUCGUCAGACAGCGACGUGGAGGGGAAGCUAAGCCGCUCCAGGAUACCCAAAGUGGAGGGAGGGGCUUCGGAGGAUUCUGCCCUCAAGGAGGUGGAGAACAACGGGAGCGGAGCAGCUGGCGAGAACAGCUCCGAGACGGGGGAACCUCCAGGAGUGGUUCUCCCGGACCCAGAGCUGGGGAACGGCUGCUCCGAGCCGGACAGGAGGGAGGCAGAGACGGAGUCCCAGAACAGCGAGCAGUCCGGGGUCACCAUGGGCGAGGAGUCCCUGGACCAGAGCAUGGAGGAUGAGGAGGACGACGAAGAAGAGGAGGCUGAUGUGGACCAGGACGACCACCUGAUCUACCUGGAAGGGGUUCUGGAGAGGAUCCAUGCCGAGUACUACGCCCGCUACGAGGCCUACCUGAGGAAGGAGAACGCCGAGACCCCAGACAUCCGGAAAAUCGUCCCAGAGCUGAAGAGCAGGUCUCUGGAGGGCACCACGAUCGUGUUCAGCGGCCUCUAUCCCACCAACUACCCCAUGGAGAGGACGCGCGAGUGCUACCACGCCAAGGCUCUGGGGGCCAAGAUUGGCAAGGGCCUCGUGCUCAGCUCCAAGGAGUCCGGAAGCACGACUCAUCUCAUCGCUGCACGUGCUGGCACAGAGAAGGUGCGUCAGGCCCAAGGCUGCAGGCACCUCCACGUGGUCAAUCCUGAUUGGCUGUGGGGCUGUCUGGAGCGCUGGGAGCGUGUGGAUGAAGUGCUGUACCCGCUGAAGGAGGACUACACCAAGACACAGCGGAGCAGCAGCCCGGCUACGUUCCCUGACGUUCACGGGGCCUUCCAGAACCCUCUCUACCACCCUGUCCCCAUCCAACACAAAGUCCAGCCCUCUGCGCCCGAGGUGCGAACGUACGACCCUGUCACAGGGAAACUGAACCGCAGGGGUCCUCAGGCCUCUCGUCCACCAUCUUACUUCCAGGCCCCAGGGUCGUCUCUGUCGAUGCCUGCUCAUGGAGAGCCGUCCUCUCACAGGGGUUCCCAGAAGCCUCAGCAGCAGGGCGAUGGGGCCGUGGCGGGGUCCAGCCAAGACGACGAGCAGCCGGGGCCGUCUCGCAGGAAACGUCAGCCCAGCAUGUCGGAGAGCAUGCCCCUGUACACUCUCUGCAAGGAGGACCUGGACAGCAUGGACAGAGAGGUGGACGACAUUCUGGGCGAGGAGAGCGAUAAUGAGAGCGAGGAGCGGGGGAAGAAGCUCGGAGAAGAGGAGGAUGAAGAGGAGGAGGCAGAGCGGUCACAGGCGGGCGCCUCGAGGACCCCAAAGGGAGAACAGCACGGCUCUCAGGCCCUCGGCACCGUCGUCAAGGAGAGGACGGAGACACGAUGGAGCGGGGAGGGCAGCCCGGCAGACAGUGUGUCGAGGGGACACAAACGAAAGCUUGACGAGGCCAAAGGAGAAGAGGACGCGGGCGACUCAGUGGACGAGUCCACCAAGGACUCCAACGAGGAGGAGGGCAGCAGCUCCGAGGCAGACGAGAUGGCCGCCGCCCUGGACGCAGAGCUCAAUGACUUCAUGUGACGUGGGCGAACGUGUUUGUCGAGAGAGACUUGGGGACCCCCAGUUGACGGGAAUAAUCCCAGCGAGUCCCCUUGAAUAUGUGGUACCUGCGGAUCCUAACUCUUAUCUCUGUGUGCUUUGGAAAUGUGUGUGUAGUUGGUAUGCGGUAUGAAUGUGUGCUGUAACAAAGUGAAUGUGUUGUACAAAAGAAAAUUGCCCCUAGCAGCAGAUGGUGUGUACAUGUAGAGCUAGAGAAUUUUUAGGUUUGAUAUAGAAAUUAUUGACAUGAAACACUUUAGUGUUGAUGUUUUAUCGCUCGCGAUAAAACGUCAGACAUCAAAUUUGAUAAUUUCGUUUUUACAUGGAUUUGCUUUUCUACGAUAACUUUUAUACAAGUUCAAAAAAUGAUGAAAUUCGUUGGUCAGAAAUGCCAAAGAGUUUGAAAACGGCUAAUCGAAGCCUGCAGCUAAACGUAUAUUGUACUCUGACUUCCUUUUUUUCCUCUCCUUUCUAUGGGGUACAUGUUGCUACCAGCAGAAAGACUAGACUCCUGAAUGUGUCUCAUUAGAUUUCAGAUUUUCCUCAAUUUCACAUGUUCCUUCUUUCCUAUGGUGUAUGGUUUCUCUCCAUACCUUGUGAGUAUCUUCAGAAGUGGUGACUGAGCCGGUGAGUCAAAUGACUGCAAUAUCAACCCAAAUUCAACCUCAGUAAAAGAGAAAAUCCAGCUGUCUACUCACUUAGUUGGCUGGGGCUGGAAAUGAAUGUUGCCCUGUGGCAGUCUUGAACCAAUUAUCUUGAUAUACUUUUUUUAUACACUAGCUGAUAAGCUUUUGUGGCAAAAAGGUUACAUAGGCAAGAAAAUCUCCACUAUUCAGCACUGCCUCUGCUCACUGGAGCUUUUAAUUGGCUGAGCCGUUAUGCUUUCAAGAUCACUACUCCUGAAUCACCUACUUCGGGUGAUUUUUUGAUAUGUCGCUGGUGGUUGCGCAUCUGUUCAACAGUUCAUCAGUUCAUCAGUGUCUCAAUCCAGGUUUGUGAUUGGUCAGGGGUGAAAGGUCAAGGUUUGAGGGUGUGUAACACUGUGUCACUGUGAUUCUGGGUCCUCAGUGUACCUCUCUGUGUGACCCUUACAACUGCCACUGUACAGUGUCACCUAAGCCUGCAUCAUACAGAACAUGAUUAGACUCUUCCAUUCCCCAUGUUGUAAAUGAGUCAACCCCCCUUCGAUUUCUUUGUUUUGAUUUUGUGUGGUUGUCUUGUUAUCAUUUUCAAUGAAAAGCGGGAUAUGUAAAGUAUUUGUAUAUUCUAUUUCAUACUUGACCUCACAGAAAAGAUACUUUUCAUCUAAUAAAGUUUUGUUUUAUAAAA
Molecule: messenger RNA, 4641 nt
Organism: Hypomesus transpacificus
Lineage: Eukaryota; Metazoa; Chordata; Actinopteri; Osmeriformes; Osmeridae
Gene: ctdp1
Product: CTD (carboxy-terminal domain, RNA polymerase II, polypeptide A) phosphatase, subunit 1
Exons: 13
Coding region: 232-3294 (1020 amino acids)
Cellular component (GO): nucleus
Molecular function (GO): RNA polymerase II CTD heptapeptide repeat phosphatase activity
Source: RefSeq, a predicted model, not a curated record